AUGCCUCUCCAAAGGACCUUCACCGUCAUCCAGCCGGUUGGCGAGCCUGCCGACGGCUUCCGGCCGCCGCCGAGGCCGAUGACGUCGAAGCAAGUCCGCGAGGCAUACAAGGCGUCUAACCGCGGGCCGCCGCUCUCCCGCGCCGAGCGAAUCCGGCAGGAAAAGGCUGAGCAGGAGCGCAUACGCAAGGAUCUCGAUCGUGAAAGGUCGACGGCGCGCGCGAGGCUCUUGCGGGAGAGGAAGCGUGACAAGGAAUUGGAGGUGAAGGCGUUGAAGCGGAAAGAUCGGCUGCCACUCGUCACCGUGCGACCCAGCCAGGACACCAUCGCCCGGUUUGUGAGGGGUAACGGCGCUGGUAGGAAGAGGGUCGCCGACGGUCACCCGAUCGAGCCGUCGGACAAAGUCCAGCCCGUCAGAAAGCAGCCGAAGUUGUGGGAAUUGAUGGACGGUUCGGAUUUGAUACCCGACGACGACGGGCUUGACCUAGAUUCCUUGGAGAAUCCGGAGAUGAGGGCAGCAACCGAGAGAGAUUUGACAGCCAAAGCCGACGGGCUCGAUCGAUCGAUUCUGGGCCAAUCAACCAAGCCUGCUGUCCUCCCCGAGACUACAGUUCUGCCCGAGAGCGAGCCACGGAGCCAGGCUGGCCUUGCGACCGCUGGAGAGGCCGAUCUUGAACUGCACAUCGGCACGUCCGUAAAGCCCGAGCAAGGUCCACCGCUCGUCAAGCAGAACGACGCCCAUUCGCCGCGAGACACCUUGUCAUCGCCGCCACGCCAGGAGCCCCCCUUGAGCACGCAGGCGAUACUGGUAAACUACGACAACUUUUUCCCCUCCUUCUCCCAGCAAGAGCGUGAACUUUUAGAGGAGGGGAUGGAAGACGCUCCGUCGAGGCUUCCCAAACCACGGCUGCGUCGAACGCUGGCUGCCAAUGACCGCCGGACAGACACAUUGCGGGAACGGUCCGCCGUUCAUCCCCCAACAAGCAUCGCUACCUUGUCCGACUCCGACGUGAUCGGCUCUCCUGCUCUGCGCGGCCGCCAGAACGCAACCUUGGGCGCCAUUCGCCAACAGCCGUUGCCGCAGCAGCGGUGCACGACCGCCGGGCAGCUGAAGGAGCCAUGGCCAAUGAUGCAAGCCCCAGGCCCCAAGGUGACCUGGCAUCCAGAGAUCAAAGUUGCGCGGGUUACCAAGCAGCCGCCACCUCCUCUGCCCGCCGAGGCGAAGGGCCUGCAACCGCUCGAGGCGGACAAGGAGAAUGUGCCGGGCCCGCAUGCGGGUUCUCCUCCCGACGAUCUCCUGAGCGCAUCGCAGGAGACAGAGUACGGUGGCGGAUGGGUCGACGAGAUGGCAUUGGAACUUGCGAUUUGA
Messenger RNA from Drechmeria coniospora, 1368 nucleotides. RefSeq lists its product as uncharacterized. The record is from RefSeq and is a predicted model, not a curated record. The transcript has a single exon. The coding region runs from base 1 to 1368 and encodes 455 amino acids. NCBI's taxonomy places the organism in Eukaryota, Fungi, Ascomycota, Sordariomycetes, Hypocreales, Ophiocordycipitaceae.